Vitis vinifera (wine grape) is the source of this 2038-nucleotide messenger RNA. RefSeq lists its product as uncharacterized. The coding region runs from base 72 to 1667 and encodes 531 amino acids. The record is from RefSeq and is a predicted model, not a curated record. The transcript has 7 exons. NCBI's taxonomy places the organism in Eukaryota, Viridiplantae, Streptophyta, Magnoliopsida, Vitales, Vitaceae.
UCCACCUCUCAUCAUCACUACAAUAGUCUCUCUCCCUUUGUCUCCUUACACCAUCUUCCCUCAUCUACCCCAUGGCACCAUCUUCUCCCUCCGCCUGUCUCCUCCAAACCACCCAUCUCAGAACCUUCCUCUUAAUCUCUCUUCUGGUCUUUGUGCCCCCCAUUCAUGCGCUGAAACCCCCAAUUCGGCCGCGGGAUAUUCUGCCGUUGUUGCCCAGACAGCUCUCAUGGCCGAUUCUCAACUCCCUCCACAGCGCAGUGGACCUUCUGCCCACUUUUGUGGGCUCUGCCUCCUCCAACGACACUGUCGAGUGGAAAGGGACGUGCUUUUACGAGACCAGGGCUUGGAUGGAGUUCAACAACAAAAGUGGGAGCGAAUUUGGUGGGGGCACACUUCAUAUUAAGGUUAGUAGUGCCCAUAGUUGGACAUGUAUGGACCUUUAUGUCUUUGCAACUCCAUACCAAGUGACAUGGGAUUACUACUUUUUGUCUCGGGAGCAUACCAUUGAGUUCAAUGCAUGGGAAGAAAAAGCUGAGUUUGAAUACGUGAAAAACAAAGGGGUUUCAGUUUUUCUCAUGCAAGCUGGGAUGCUGGGAACCCUUGAAGCUCUCUGGGAUGUCUUCCCAUUAUUCACAAAUACUGGAUGGGGUGAGAACGCAAACCUUGGGUUUCUCAAGAAGCAUAUGGGGGCUUCAUUUCAAACACGUCCUCAGCCAUGGGUUACAAACAUUAGUGUUGAUGAUCUUCACUCUGGAGAUUUCCUUGCAAUAUCAAAAAUUCGUGGACGGUGGGGUGGUUUUGAGACUCUAGAGAAGUGGGUCACUGGAUCUUAUGCUGGUCAUUCCGCAGUUUGCUUAAGGGAUUCUGAAGGGAAGCUAUGGGUUGGUGAAUCAGGACAUAGAAAUGAAAAGGGAGAAGAUGUUAUUGUGACAUUACCAUGGGACGAAUGGUGGGAUGAUGUGCUGACUCAAGAUGAUUCCAAUUCUCAUAUUGCGUUGCUUCCUUUGCAUCCUCACCUCCGAGCCAAGUUUAAUGAGACAGCUGCCUGGGAGUAUGCACGUAGCAGUGAAGGCAAACCUUAUGGUUACCAUAACAUGAUAUUUAGCUGGAUAGAUACUCUGGAUGAAAACUAUCCACCCCCCUUAGAUGCUCAUGUGGUUGCUUCGGUUAUGACAGUUUGGAAUCAAAUGAAGCCUGCAUAUGCUGCUAACUUAUGGAAUGAGGCCUUGAACAAGAGGCUUGGAACUCAGGACCUUGCUCUUCCUGAGAUUCUGGUUGAAACUGAAAAGCGUGGAUCAUCAUUUGAUGAAUUGCUGACAAUUCCUGAGCAGGAUGAUUGGGUUUACACUGAUGGAAAGUCAACAUCUUGUGUUGCUUUCAUUCUGGAAAUGUAUAAGGAGGCAGGAUUAUUUGGUCCAAGUGCUAGCUCUAUUCAAGUAACUGAGUUCACGAUAAAAGAUGCAUACACACUGAAUUUUUUUGAAAAUAAUUCAAGCCGCCUGCCAAAGUGGUGCAAUGAUGGGGACAAUGUGCAGCUCCCUUAUUGUCAGAUCAAAGGAAAGUAUCGAAUGGAAUUGCCAGAGUACAAUACCCUGGAUCCAUACCCUCAUAUGAAUGAAAGAUGCCCAUCCCUGCCUCCAAAAUACUUGAGGUCGGCAAAUUGCUGAAAAGGAUGAAAGGUCCUGCAUCUUUCCCUCCCCGCUUGGAAGCUAUGAUACGUGUGGCUGAUAUCAUACUGGGUUCUCACUUCGCUUCCAUAGUGUGCAAAUCUUAUUUGAUGUCAAGGGAACAAAGAUGCCAAGGGAAAAGUUGGUUGAUGUUAGUCUUCAAUUUGAUGAUCAGAGGCUGUUGAAUGUUGUACAUGAUAGAAAAUGAAUGGAUGUGUGGUUAGGAUGUUAUUCUUUUCACUUCUUUUUCUUGGCACAUGGAAAUUGUUAUGUCUGAAAAGAACCCUUUGUGUAAAUAUCUAUUUGCUGGUGUAAACUGCUGGUAUGAUGCUGCAGAUCAUAUGAAAUAUAUGAAUUGGUUGCAAAUUUAA